Molecule: messenger RNA, 1450 nt
Organism: Cataglyphis hispanica
Lineage: Eukaryota; Metazoa; Arthropoda; Insecta; Hymenoptera; Formicidae
Exons: 3
Coding region: 770-1237 (155 amino acids)
Source: RefSeq, a predicted model, not a curated record
AUUCAAGAAUUUCUAUUUUUAUCUUAUAGAGUGUAAAAAUGGUAAAUAUUCAGAUUAAGUUACACAUCACCGAUGACCUUGACCUUGACAUAUGUUGUCAAAGAUCCUGAGUAACUUUUCUGUUGGAAUUUUUCCAACAAAGGAGUAAAUCACUUCUGUACACGUGUAUGGGUUUCUUAUUUAUGCGUUUAAUAUCCUUCAGUUUUUUAAUUACAGAAAAGAGACUGCCUCUGAUCUUUAUUGAUUUCUUACUCUCGGAUAUUAUAACAAUUACAGAACAUGAAUGAAAAAUAACCAAAAUGAAAAUAAACAGACAAUAAACAAAAUCUUAUAAUACAAGGCAAUACUCAAGUAUUGGUUCGCUUCGCUGUCCGUCACUUUUGCUCUCCAAAAAAGGGACGAUACAAGGAUUCUCUCACUGUUGCUUCCACACUGAAAUUACUCUCCUAUCAAACUUUUUUGUUAAUUACUUUUUAAUGGACAAUGACCAACGGUUAAAACUUUUUGAAUGUUCAGAGUCAUGACCUUGACAACAUAUGUCAAUAUCAAGGUCGUUCUGACUAUUAAGGUGCUUCUCUAAAAGUAAAUAAUUACCGAAAAUACAUUAAAACUGUAAAACUUUAACAUUAAAUAUCUCAAAAACUAUAAGAGAAACCGCCGAUUAAUUUAUAAGGAAAAUGUUAGAAAAUAUAUUUUGAAUAUAUAGAGUAAUUUCAGUGCUAGUUGGUUACACUGAUUAAUAGCGAAAUCAAAGUCAGGCAGCGCCGCUAUGUAUGGAAUAUACCAAAUGCAUGGACAGGAAGCACGCGCGCGCGCCCGCGCACACACACAUUGCAAGGGGCCUUCGGCCCCUCUCUCGCAUCCGUCCCGUUCUCAGGGUGGAUCUCGCUUUACAACUUACAAAAUACUCAUUUUGUAUGUUUUAAUGUGGGCAGUAUUGAUAAUAGCUAAUAAUAACACAUUAAGACUACCAAAUGUGAAUAAGGCAUUUACAACGACAAGGCUUCCAACACCACCACCAACAUUAACAUCAACACCAAAGUGGUACAACGGAGAUCUACCUUUUUUAAACAAUGAUGAAGAAGUCUCCGAAGAGCGAGGCAGCUACAAUUAUGAUACAAACAAAAUGAGGACAAUAAAAACAUACCUUCCAUUCCUCAUAUAUAACUUGAGAAUAGAUUCCAACCAGAAAUAUUUUCACAAUACAUUUAUGUAUUUCGAUAAUACUUUGUAUUAAUGUAAUAACUUUGUAUUAAUGUAAUAUUAAUGUAAUAAACUUUGUAUAAAUGUAAUAAUCAAUUCAUUAUGUUUAAAUUCGAGGAAUAUUUAUUUUCAACUAUUAUACGUAUCAAUUUUUAUAUAUAUGUCCAUUUUGAUAUACUAUGUAAUUUAAAAACUUGAAAAUCUAAGAAUAUACUUUAGAAUAAUUGGAUAAUUAAACCAAUUAAGU